AUGCAUCGACUUUUUGCUGAGCUGGAGCCAUCUGGAACCGUCACCGAGCAAAACCUGGCAGACCAAGUUCGGUAUAUCUUGCGCUCAAAUAUAUUUGAUGACGCCAAACUCGAACGGCUACGACGUGAGGCUGUUCCCUCAUCAAAAGAAAAUGCUACGGCUGAGGAUGCGGUGCCACAAGUUGCAGAACAACCCGCACACGUGGAUACCGCCGUGAAUACCCCAGUGGUGGCUGAUUCAAAUGAUGACGGAACAUUCGCCCAGGAUCUAGAAAUAGAGCAAAUGAGGAGUACAUUGGAAGAGGCGAUUAUAGAAACGCGCAUUACGGCUCUCGAAAAUCGACCGCGACUUCCCCGCAUAGCCCUAAGCAAGCGGAAUCGGGCUUUCGUGAGGGCUCUGAACCCAAUGCUGGUGACCUAUUUGGAAGCCAGCCGGGAACUUUGCGAUACGGACUCAAUUCUUUUUGGCGCCGCGCUGGCAGUCUGCCGUAUUAUAGGCACCAAGGUUUCCACGGCUGGACGCGCUACUGGCCAAAGUAGCGCUAUCCCAGUAUGGAGAAAAAGAAUUAAGGAGCGUAUCGCAAAGACUAGAGCUCUCAUCGGCAGAUUGAUAUGCUUCAGAUCAGGCAAUAACAGGCCAAGAAUUGUGCGCACCGUCAGGAUGGCAUUUGCUGGGACAAAUGUCAGUUUGUCCCAGCCGGAUAUAAUGCAAAAACUGACGGAGCGCAUAGAUGAUCUGAAGCAGAGAAUCGCUGCUUGGGGAAAGCGGAUUCGACGAUAUACCGAGAGGUGGACACGGUUCAACCAGAAUUGUCUCUUCCAGAGUGAUCAGAAGAGGCACUAUGAAUAA
Messenger RNA from Parnassius apollo (apollo), 849 nucleotides. Lineage: Eukaryota; Metazoa; Arthropoda; Insecta; Lepidoptera; Papilionidae. The record is from the annotation of a GenBank genome assembly.